Spodoptera exigua (beet armyworm) is the source of this 7067-nucleotide messenger RNA. Lineage: Eukaryota; Metazoa; Arthropoda; Insecta; Lepidoptera; Noctuidae. The record is from the annotation of a GenBank genome assembly.
GAUCGUCAAUUUAUGACGGCAGACUUUGAGUAGUUAAAAAGAGUGUGUUUUAAAACUAAUUUGAAGUGUAAGAAAUGUGACAAUGACGUCACUGGGGAUCCCCACGGAGGCUCCAGUCCAUACCAUAUUGUUUACGUCAGCAUACACGCAGAAAAAUCCCAUCAAGGCUGUAACGAAGAAGAAAACUACUCGCAGUUGGAUCGAGAGCACGUUUCAGAAACGAGAGUGUAAAUACUUCGUGCCCAGCGCUAAGGACGAGCAUGUGUGUUGGUGCGGGCUUAGCAAGACAGCGCACGGCUCGAACACCCAGACUGCUAAUCCUGGGGAGGCGUGGGUACCGGCUCGACAUACACAGUCGGCUCCAACUGAUGCCUAUGGAACUGUAGAGUUUCAAGGAGGACCACAUCCAACCAAAGCACAGUAUGUCCGAUUGUCCCACGACACACGACCAGAGUUAAUAGUGCAACUGCUAACAAGAGAAUGGGCCCUCGACCGACCGAAAUUGCUCAUCACCAUCCAGGGUGGCAAAGCGAACUUCGAUCUUCAACCAAAGCUUAAGAAAGUGCUUAGAAAAGGACUGCUCAAGGCUGCGAAAACCACUGGUGCCUGGAUAUUCACUGGAGGCACCAACACAGGUGUGACCAGACAAGUAGGAGACGCGCUACAGCUUGAGCGGUCGCAGCGAGCUGGUAGAGUGGUCAGCAUAGGUAUCGCACCCUGGGGUAUUGUGGAGGGAGCCAAUGAACUCAUCGGUAGGGGCAGAGAUGUACCGUACCACGCAAUAGCUUCACCAAGAUCAAAACUAGCAGUUUUAAACAACAGACACGCCUACUUUCUUCUGGUAGACAAUGGAUCCGUCGGCCGGUAUGGAGCUGAGAUCGUUCUCAGACGAAAGCUUGAGAAGUACAUUGCGGCGCAGAAACUACAUCCAUACACACACUCCUCGACUCCGGUGGUGUGCCUGGUGAUAGAGGGCGGCACUAACACGGUGCGUGCAGUGUUGGAAUACGUCACUGACACACCUCCGGUGCCCGUCGUUGUAUGUGACGGUAGCGGUCGAGCUGCGGAUCUCAUUGCUUUUGUUCACAAAUAUGCGUCAGAGACGGGCGAGCAGACGGUUCUGGAGUCAAUGCGGGACUACCUGAUCAGCACCAUUCAGAAGACCUUCGAAGUGGGUAUGCAGCAAGCAGAAUUGCUGUACGGGGAACUGCUGCAGUGUACACGGAAAAAGAAUCUGAUCACGGUGUUCCGAAUCCAAGAGCGGGCUGAAGGUGGUGAAGUACAGGAGCUUGACCAGGUUAUCCUGACGGCAUUGUUUAGGGCCCAGCACCUGUCUCCUAGCGAACAGCUAUCCUUGGCACUAACAUGGAACCGAGUGGAUAUCGCCAGGUCCGAAAUCUUCGUGUAUGGACAAGAAUGGCCUCCAGGUGCUCUCGACGAGGCUAUGAUGCAGGCGUUAGAACAUGAUCGUAUAGACUUCGUCAAGCUGCUACUUGAAAAUGGUGUUUCAAUGCGCAAAUUCUUAACCAUACCUCGGCUAGAAGAACUUUAUAACACAAAGAGUGGACCCAGUAAUACGCUGAGGUAUAUUCUUAGAGAUGUCAGGCCACACUUACCGAGGGGCUACGUUUAUACCCUUCAUGAUAUUGGACUUGUUAUCAACAAGCUUAUGGGUGGUGCCUAUAGAUGUUACUACACAAGACGUAAGUUCCGUCCGAUCUACGCGAAGGUGAUGAACAAGAGUGUGAACGUUCACCGGAACAGUGCCUCGUUCACCAGACACAACGCUGGUGGACUCUCCCUCAUCACCGGCUUCAUGCCCGUCACCACUGAGAUGGCGCUAUUCGACUAUCCUUUUAAUGAAUUACUUAUGUGGGCGGUUUUAACAAAACGACAUCAGAUGGCUUUGCUGAUGUGGACGCAUGGUGAGGAAGCCUUGGCCAAGUCUCUGGUGGCCUGCAAACUAUACAAGGCCAUGGCACAUGAAGCGGCUGAGGACGACAUGGAGACUGAAGUGUAUGAGGAACUCAGGCAUUAUGGGAAAGAGUUUGAAAAUAAAGCGUUGGAGCUUCUAGACUACUGCUAUCGUCAGGACGAUGAUCAAGCACAACAGCUGUUAACAUGCGAGCUCCAGAACUGGUCUGGACAAACCUGCCUAAGUCUGGCCGUCGCAGCCAAUCACCGCGCGUUACUUGCUCACCCUUGCUCACAAAUCAUACUGGCUGACCUAUGGAUGGGGGGUCUCAGAACAAGAAAGAACACAAACUUAAAGGUAAUUCUGAGCCUGCUGUGUCCGCUGUACAUUCUCCAACUGGAGUUCAAGUCGAAGGAAGAACUGCAGCUGAUGCCGCAGACCGAGGAGGAACAUCUCGAGAACGAGAGCAUCGAGGAUGAUAGAAGUACUAAGGACCCAAAUGACGCUGAGGCGUUGAUUGGCUCAGGGGCCGAAUGCGAAACUCGUGUCGAUCAGAACGGAAAAGUUGGUAAAAUAGGGUGGGAACCCUCGUACAGAGAGCUGCCCGAGCCCCACGCGCCUGAAGACAAAAUGAUGAGGCCGCUGAGACUCAAGAAGAAGAUAUACGAGUUCUUUACGGCACCUAUCACCAAAUUCUGGGCCGAUUCGAUAGCCUACAUAUUGUUCCUAUUGAUGUUUACAUAUACAGUAUUAGUGAAAAUGGACCCGACGCCGUCUUGGCCAGAGAUUUAUUCUAUAUGUUAUAUAUUAACGUUCUUAUGUGAGAAGAUAAGGGAAAUUAUUACGUCCGAACCUGUUGCUAUUAGACAUAAGUUCAGCGUGUGGGCGUGGAAUCUAUGGAACACGUACGACGCGGGUUUCAUAAUAUUCUUCCUGGUCGGCCUGACCCUUAGGUUCAGGUCAGUGUCCAUGGACGUCGGCAGGGUCAUCUACUGCGUCGAUAUUAUUUAUUGGUACUUAAGGAUAUUGAAUAUAUUGGGAGUUAAUAAGUACUUAGGUCCUCUAGUCACAAUGAUGGGUAAGAUGGUUAAAAACAUGAUAUACUUCGUGGUGCUAUUACUGGUGGUGCUAAUGUCGUUCGGUGUAGCGAGGCAAGCGAUUUUAUACCCAGAUGAAGAAGCAAGUUGGCAUCUAAUUAGAGAAAUCUUCUUCCAACCGUACUUCAUGUUGUAUGGCGAGGUGUUCGCUCCAGACAUCGACCCUCAGUGCGGGAAGAACCCCGGCGAGCCCAAGUGUGUGACCGGCAGGUGGAUCUCGCCCGUCGUGAUGACCAUGUACUUGCUCGUCGCGAACAUUUUACUCAUAAACCUACUCAUUGCAGUCUUUAACAAUAUAUUUAAUGAAGUCAAUGAAGUCUCGCAUCAGGUGUGGAUGUUCCAAAGAUUCACAGUGGUGAUGGAAUACGAACAGAAGCCAGUGUUGCCACCUCCGUUGAUAACAUUAUGCCACAUAUAUGCAAUAGGCAAAUGGGUGACCAGAAACGUAUCGCACAAACGGUUUCAAUACGACAAUGGGCUCAAAUUGUUUUUAGAAAAGGAAGAUAUGGAAAGGUUGUAUGAUUUUGAAGAGGAAUGUGUUGAAGGAUAUUUUAGGGAACAAGAAGUUAAAUUGUCAAAUUCUAUAGAAGAGAGGGUGAGGAACACCACUGAUAGGGUAGAACAUAUCACGACCAAAAUGGAAGACUUGAAUCAAAAAGCUAAUUGCCAAAUACAAUCAGUGCAGAGUGUAGAAUUUAGGUUACGAAAGUUAGAAGAUGUGGCAGAGCAGACAAUGAAUCAUUUAGCGGUGAUUCACCGGUUCAUGGCAACACAUCCUUCCUUGGUGAACAGAGGGUCCACAGAUACCCUAGGCCCUCCACCACCUUCUUUCCAAGCUGGAGGAGCAAGGCUCCGGACUGCGAGUGACCGUUCUGAGGUGCUGUCGGACAGCGACACGGGCGCGGCGCGCUUCAUCGUGCGACCGGUGCAGGAGGAGGACGAGAUCUCGCGACCCUCCGAUGAUGAAAUGCCGCAAUCUGGUCCUGAAGCCGCAGCAGAGAAGGAGCCAGAAGCAGACUCUAUAUCAACAUCAUCAGGGGAGGGACAUGCAGGUCCUAAUAUAACUGUGGUUAAAGCACAACCACCCAUUACACCAGCCCGGCAGAGGUCGUCAGAUAGCAACAGAACCGAACCUAGCGAUGAGAAGAAAGAUCUAUACCUACCUCCUCGUCUAGUAGCAUCGUCGACAGAUGACGCUUUCUUGCCAGAAGUGCGCGAGGUACCAGCAGAUCUACAAAGCCUGCGCCCGCGCACUACCUCUGCGGGAACCAGACGUACUGCCAACACCAGACGGCGUUCGGAGGGCGGUAAUGACUGCGGCAUGGGAGGGCACUACUCCACGCAGCACCUGGCGCCGCGUCGUCAACACAGUCAGACUCACUCCGAACCUGACAACUCUGCGGUGGAUGCCGGCUCCGUGCACAACUCUAUCACAGGAACAAGCCGUCAGUCUGGUUGGGAAGCAACGGGCGGUGCAACCGGCAUCCCGUCGGGACGCAGUCGCGUGGGUGGAGCACCUCGAUCCCUGCUUCUAGCCAUGCACGAGUAUACCAGCAUCACUGAUGAACUGGAAACUGUAUAUGGGCUGUUCUCACCACCGCAUACGCCGAGGACUCCAAUCACUUCUCGCCUCCUCUCGCCGGCGCGAGCGGCCUCUCCUUCAGUUCGUCGCCGUCACGCCAGCGAGAUGUCCAACCCUGAGUUCGCCUUGUUCAUGGAGAAAGAACAUCUUCGAGGAGCAGAAGAAGACGACUACAUCAUCAUGGAGAACUUGAUCCAGAGGCGCCUAGAAAUGGGUGGUCUGGACAGAUACGAGGAGGAGGAAGGCGAAGGUGGGGAAGGAGGGGACGGGGGCGGGGUCAGCGGCAUCAGCAUCAGCGUCUGCGUGAACACCAGCGCUGGAGACGAGCAUACCGUGCCGCCGCAGACAUCCUCGCACCUCACUGUCAGCGACCGCCGCCUGCCGCACCAGAGGCAUUCGCUGCGCCGGUCGUCAGCUAUAGACAGCCGCGAGCUGCCGUCGCCGCUGCAGCCGCUGCUAGAUGACGACGCGUGCGGAGAAGUGCUGCUGCCUGUACCCCGACAACCCUCUGGCGACACGAACGCAUCAAGCGAGCUGUCCCUGUCGCACAUGGUGUCGGAGAGCCUGCCGCCGCGGCCCUCCAUCGUGCUGGACUCCUCGCAGCUGCCGCGACAGCGCUCCGCCGACCAGCCGCCCUCGCAGCCGCCCGGACCCGCCCGCCCUGAGACCAUGUGCUAGGACCCGGUAACAAAUACAGCCUCCAAAGACCCCAGCUGCUGAAGAAGCACCACCAGCAGUGCAGCACUGACCUAGUGAAGUAUUAGCCAUAAUAAUUGUUAACACCAAAAACUUAACGAUAGACUUUUGACGAACUUGUAGAGCCCUUCGUAGGCCUUUUGGGACCCUUUUCAAUGUUACCUAGUUGAUACUCUCGUUCUGUGUGAUGCUAACAGACUGAAUUGAACACAAUUCUAAACUCUACCAUAUCGGAAUCUUCAAUUACUACCUUUAUAUAUACUAAGGGAUUUUGUUACAUUUUGUUACGUAAACAUCUGCAGGAUUCGUUCAUAGUACUUCAGGUUGUGGAGCAAUAUUCAUUGUACGGUCGCCGAGCUUACCAAACAAAUGAAUGUUGUUCACACAAUCUUUCAGUUGAGCUGUCUCUUAAACUUUCAUUUCACGCUUCAAUAUCGAAGACUGUCUACUUAUCUAUUUAUCUACACAAACAUGAACUUUGUUAUAAACAUUUAAGGUUCAAUUUCACUUCUAUCUUUUCUAUAUUUCUUCUUCGUUGAGAGGGAUUUUAUACUUAGCUGUAAAUACGCCAAGUGUCGCUAUUUAAUAUAUCGUCUGUAGAUACAUGGUCCAAUGCAUGUCAUUUCGUACUCGUUUCACUUAGAUCGGAUCUAUAAAGAAGGAUCGUUUUUAAUAUUUAUUACAAACGAUCCUACUUCUGAGGUUCGUGUAUAGAGAUAUAUAUGAAUUAUUGUACAGAAUAUAAACGGUUCAGAAAUAAGAACUAAGGGAAAGACAAUCGACAAUACUAGUGCUCACGUUGUAAAUACUGUUGUCAGAGUAAAAGGGUUUAUAAGAGACGUUUAUGAUUAGGUAUUGUAGUUGUAGCAGGGGAGCAAUGUACGGACUUGUUGGACAUUUGCGCUUCUUCACGCUUUGUAUACAGUGAGCACUGACAGCGCGGCUAUUGGGUCACCACUGUUCUUUACAUAUCACAUUAAUAAAUAAAUCAUCCUUUUUAUUUCAUUACUCCUCCAUUUCAUUCGAUAUAUUAAUGAAUUUGUAAAGCAUUUUAUUAAUAAUACACUUGAAAUUUUCAUUUCUAUAAAACGGCUCAUUGGACUCCGAGUACGUCCCGAACCAUUCCCAAUCCCAUAUUGUAUUUAUUUCGUCCCUCAACCUCAAUAACGGUCAUCACAAUGUGUUCAAUUAUACCAAAUAUUUUUUGUGCAAAUUUUACCAUACUUAUUUUUUUAUUAUUAUAUUUGCAGUACAAUGAAUGAAAUAAAACAUUAGUUUCUGUAUGUAUAUAAUUGUAGAUCAUGAAAUAAUAUGGAGCUGAUUAUUGUAUAUUGAAUAAGUUUAUUAUAUAUAAUGUUAAGCAUCGAUGUAUUGUUAAGGUGAAGUGAUGCAAUAAAUUAUUUUAAUUUUAUUAGACAAUUACUAGGGUUUAUCAUAUCUCAUGCUAGCGUUCGGUCGGGCGAUAUUAUAUUAAUGAAGCAAUAAUUUUUGUACGUACUUAAUUAAUACAUUUUUCCUGAAAACCUACGUAACUACAAUUUCGUAGUCAAAUUUAUUUGUGUAUUUUUUUUUACAUAAGCCAUUUUGCAAGUACGUAAACGGUGUAUCGACAUAAUAUUUGCCAUUCAGUGUCAAGUUUAGUUGGAAAUAUUACGUAGUUUUGGCAAAAAUAAAGCUGUUAACUGCCUCCGAUGUCCAAUAGCGUAGACUCGCGAGCUAUAACAAUCCACGCCUAACAUUUGUCAACGGUUCAGAGAUGGCAAAAGCUACAAUGGAA